AUGGCUGCACCAGAAGCGGAGGCCACGGCACCGGCUGCACCGGCGGCGGCGCCGGGGUCCGUGGACACGUCGGCGCAGCUAGCGGCGCUGCGCGCGCUGAUGGCGAAGUACGAGAGCGGCGCGCUUGCGGCUUACAUCGUGCCGUCGGAAGAUGCGCACCAGAGCGAGUACGUGGCGGAGUGCGACCAGCGCCGCAAGUUCAUCUCCGGGUUCUCGGGAUCCGCAGGCAUAGCGGUGGUGACGGCGACGGAGGCGCUGCUGUGGACGGACGGGCGCUACUUCCUGCAGGCGGCAACGCAGCUCAGCACCGACUGGCGCCUCUGCAAGGCCGGCACGCUCGAAAGUUGGAUCUCCACGCACUUGCCGAGGGGGGCGCGAGUGGGAGUGGAUGCGUCCACGCUCUCCAUUGAUGCGGCCCGGCGCAUCACACACGAGCUUGACAAGGCCGCUCAGCACCUCGUGCUCACCUCCACGAAUCUGGUGGACGAAGUAUGGGGCGCGGCGCGCCCACCGCCCCCCAGCGAGCCGGUGCGCGUGCACCCGGUGAAAUUCUCCGGGCGGACGGUAUCAGACAAGCUGGCGUGGGCGCGGCGCAAGAUGCGCGAGGAGGGCGCGCGCGCGCUCGUGGUAACCGCGCUGGACGAGGCCAUGUGGCUGCUGAACGUGCGCGGGGCGGAUGUGCCGUUUAAUCCGGUCGUGCUGAGCUAUGUGGUGCUGACGCGGGACGAUGCCACGCUCUAUGUGGACGGCAAGAAGGUCACUGAUGAGGUGGCAGCACAUUUGAAGAGCGAGGGCGUGCAAGUGAAGGGCUAUGAGGCUAUCCUCCCCGACCUGCAUGCGCUCGCUGCUACCCUCGCCGCCGCCGCUGCUGCUGCUGACAAGGAGAAGGGGAAAGACGGCGGCGGGGAGGGGCAGGCAGAGGCGGGUGGGAAGGAGGAGGCUGAAGGGAAGGAAGGGGAGAAAGCGGAGGAGAAGGCGAAGGAGGGAGCGAAGGAGGUGGUGAUGGAAGAGGCUAAGGGGGAAGGGAAGGGCGUGAAGGCAGAAGGAGAGGGCGGGAAGACAGGCGAAGCGAGCAAGGAAGCGAGCAAGGAAGCGAGCAAGGAAGCAGGCAAGGAAGCGAGCAAGGAAGGCGAGAAGGAGGCAGGGAAGGAGAAGGAGAAGCCUGGGUACAGCGUGUGGCUGUCCCCUGCCACGUGCUCGUACGCGGUGUACCAGGCAGUCAGCAAGCACCUGCCCGCACAGCACGUGCUGUUGCAGCAGUCUCCAAUCGCCCUGGAAAAGGCCAUCAAGAAUGAGGUGGAGCUGGCGGGGCUUCGCGCCUGCCAUGUGCGCGACGGCGUGGCACUCGUGCGCUUCCUCUCUUGGCUUGACCACCAGAUGAGGGAGCAGCAGGCAGCCCCGGGGUACUUCAAGGAGCGCGCGGAAGCUGCAGGCAGCAAGCGCAAGCGCUCCUUGAGUCAUGCAACUCCCACUCGGCGCAGCACCAGGAUCGCAAGGGGGUCUGGUGGGGAAGGGGAGGAAAAGAGUGUGGUUACCAGUGAGGUGAAGGCGAAGGGUAGGGGGAGAGGGAGGGGGAAGAAGGUAGAGGAGAAGGAGAAAGAGGAGGAGGAGAAGGAGGAGGAGAAGGAAAAGGAGAAAGAGAAGGAAAAGGAGAAGGAGAAGGAUGAAGAGAUGAAAGAUGUGAAUGAUGCAGAAGGGGAGAAGAAAGACGAGGAGGGUAAGGGUGAGAAGGAGGGGGAGAAGGAAAAGGAGAAGAAAGAUAAGGAAGGGGAAAAGGAAGGCAAGGAGGGGGAGACGGAAGUUAAGAAGGAGGGGGAGACAGAAGUUAAGGAGGGGGAGACGGUAGUUAAGAAGGAGGAGGAAAAGGAAGAGAAGAUGGAAGUUGAGAAGGAAGAAGCGAAGGAAGGAGAGAAGGAAGGCAAAAAGGAAGAGGAGAGCAACAAGGAAGGGGAGAAGGAAAUAAAAAAGGAAGAGGAGAAGGAGAAGGGAAUGGAAGUGGAGAAACAAAGCGAGAAGCAAGGGGAGAAAGAAGGCAAGAAGGAAGACGAGGAGGAAGGGAAGAAGGAAGAGGAGAAGGAAGGGAAGAAGGAAGGAGAAAAGGAAGGGGAGAAGGAGGAGGAGAAGGAAGGCGGCCCUGUGGCACUGACAGAGUGCAGUGUGGCAGAUAAGCUGCUGGCGUUCCGACAGGAGCAGGAGCACUUCAUGGGUCCGUCCUUCGCCACCAUAUCAUCAGUUGGCGCCAAUGCGGCCAUCAUUCACUACAAGCCCGAGCCCGACACAUGUGCUUCUCUCACCGCCUCCGAAAUCUUCCUCUGUGACUCGGGCGGGCAGUAUCUGGACGGCACAACGGACGUGACGCGCACGGUGCACUUUGGCAUGCCAACGGAGCAUGAGAAGAAGUGCUACACACUCGUGCUCAAGGGGUACAUAGCGCUGGAGCAGGUCAUCUUCCCCAACGGCACCACCGGCCACAUGCUGGACGUGUUACCGCGCAAGGCGCUGUGGCAGGAGGGGCUGGACUACCCGCACGGCACGGGCCAUGGCGUGGGCUCCUUCCUUAAUGUGCAUGAGGGUCCGCACCUCAUCAGCUUCCGUCCCAAGGCCAUUCAGACAGCCCUUGCUGCUAACAUGACCGUCACUGAUGAGCCGGGGUACUACGAGGAGGGCAAGUUCGGCAUGCGCGUGGAGAACGUGCUGCUGGUUGAGUCUACGGAGCUGCCCCACAACUUUGCCGACCGCGGCUACCUCAAGUUCGAACCCAUCACCCUGGUGCCGAUUCAAACGAAGCUGAUAGAGAACUCGCUGCUGACCAAGCCCGAGCGCGACUGGCUCAACCACUACCACGCGCGCUGCCGCAAGGAGCUCUCUCCCUUCCUCGAAGGCUCCCACCGCCCCCAUCCGCGUCUCCGUCUAUCCAACUCUCACCCUCUCGCCCUCGCCUCCUCCCCCCACUCUCCCCUCUCCCCCUCUCCCCGUCGCCUCCUCCCCCCACUCUCCCCUCUCCCCCUCUCCCGCCCCGCCCCCGACCCCGUCCCUGCAGCGGGAGGCAAGGCGGCGGUGGCGACGGCGGAGGCGCCGGCGGCGCUGGGGCCGUACAGCCAGGCGAUCCAGGCCAACGGCACGCUCUACGUGUCGGGCGUGCUGGGACUCGUGCCCGAGACCAUGAAGUUCGCAGGGGAGACCGUGGAGGAGCAGACAGAGCAGCUGAUGAAGAACAUGGGAGCCAUUCUGCGAGCUGGGGGAGCUGACUUUGACUCGGUGGUCAAGACCACCAUCAUGCUUGCGGACCUUGCAGAUUUCGGCACCGUGAAUAAGAUAUAUGCCACAUACUUCCCUGCACCUGCUCCUGCGCGCUCCACAUACCAGGUGGCAGCGCUGCCUCUGAAUGCCCGCAUUGAGAUCGAGUGCAUUGCUCUCAUUAAGAAGUAG
Messenger RNA from Closterium sp. NIES-65, 3429 nucleotides. The record is from the annotation of a GenBank genome assembly. NCBI's taxonomy places the organism in Eukaryota, Viridiplantae, Streptophyta, Zygnematophyceae, Desmidiales, Closteriaceae.